ACAAGCGACAAAAGCAUUGGGCCUGGAGGAAAAAUGGCCUUGUCUAAUGGCACGGGUGUAUUGAAUCAAAUCAUCAUCUCGCCUUCCGACGCAGACUACCUGGAGCAGCUCAUCCCCUCUAUUCGAGAGUACAGCGUCGGCAAUCGGACCCCUCAGCUUCUGCAGUCUUUAUCACGAUUUGCAAGUGACAAGGAGGCUGAAAUUGAGAGCAUCUGCAACACUAACCACCAAGACUUCGUCUCCUCGGUCAAUUCGCUCCUACGCAUCCGAGAAGGCACCGUUACCCUCACCGCCGAGAUUCUGGAUCUCAACCAGUCCAUCCAAACGAGUACAGAGCGUCUUGCAGAACAAAAGAAGGCCUUGGUGGAGUCUCGGAGCCAUCGACAGAAUAUUGACGAAACAUCACGCGCCAUACAAGAUUGUCUGGAGGUUCUGCGAUUGGCAAAUCAGGUCCACGACCUGCUAGCCAAGAAGAACCAUUAUGCAGCCUUGCGUGCACUGGAGGAGUUACAAAAUGUCCAUCUAAAAGGGGUAACGCAAUACAAAAUUGCGGAGAUGAUUCAACGUUCGGUGCCUGCAACCCAACGGGCCAUCGCGGAAGCCGUCAUGUCGGAUUUGAACACCUGGCUGUAUCGGAUUCGAGAAAUGUCGCCGUUUCUCGGAGAGCUAGCUCUGUUUCACACAGAUCAGCGAAAGUCCAGGCUAAAACAACGCGCGGAAAAGGUUCCGUACCUUGAAAAUUUCAACCUGAACUCUGCCAUUGAGCUCGUGGCGGACGAAGAUGAAGAGUACGAUCUACUACAGAACGACGAUCUUCAGGUACCAUUUGCACCUUUAUUCGAGUGUCUGCACAUCCAUCAGUCCUUGGGGCAGAUGGACAAGUUCAGGAUUGAGUACGCAAACACGCGGCGUCGACAAAAAGACCUUUUGCUUCCGGCUUCCGUCACGCUCGUCGAUGAGGAUGGCGCCAGUCUUCAUAAUAUGUUGGAAGAAAUGGCCGGAUUUGCAAUUGUUGAGCGCGCGACGAUGAAACGCGUGCCAGACUUGAGAUCUUCCAUUGACAUUGACGAACUGUGGGAUUCAUCAUGCCAGGCCGCGGUUGGCUUGAUAUCGAAGGCACUACACGAAGUAGACAACGCAGAGAGCAUUUUGAAAACAAAAAAUUUGAUUGCGCUCUUCAUGCAGACAAUGAACACGUGGGGCUUUUCCACCAGAGUCUUCGACGACUUCCUACUGAAGCUGUUUGAAAAAUACGCGGAGCUACUUAAGAGGCGGUUCAGCGAUGAUUUCCAAGAGAUCGUAUCAACGGAUGACUACAUGCCCAUGCCCAUCCAGACUUUGGAAGAGUACGAUAAGGUGCUCAACGUGAGCUGGUACAGUCCUGAAAAGCCACGGGAUGAACAAGUUUUCCCUUGUAUCCUACCAUUCUCAAGAAUGUAUCCCUUGUGUUGCAUCGACAUUCGAAAUUUCUUGAACCAGUUCUACUUCUUCGCGAAUGACGACUUUUCUCAUCCGAAUGUGAUUGAUGAUACCUUAAAGGACGCGUUGGAUGACCUUCUCUCUCGAAAGGUCUGCGACACUCUGGUGGAGCGUCUUUCCUCGCAGUAUCUUGGGCAAAUUGUUCAGAUUUUGAUCAAUUUGGAACACUUUGAACUGGCCUGUCAUGAACUGGAACUCCUCCUGGCGGCUGCGAGAUCUCAAAACUCGACAGGUACCUCCAUCGCACUCAGGGCCACCGAGAAGUUUAGAAGCAACAAAAAGGCUGCAGAAAAGCGAAUCUUCGAGGUUGUCAACUCCAAAAUUGAUGAUCUCAUCGAAACUGCAGAAUACGAAUGGAUGGCACCCAACCCUCCCAGCGAGCCCAGCAAUUACAUGCAGACCCUAACACGAUUCCUGUCCAACAUUAUGAACUCAACCUUGCUCGGGCUGCCCACGGAAAUCAAAGAGCUGAUCUACUUUGACGCGCUCAGUCAUGCCGCAAACAUGAUCUUGGCCCAACCUCUCGCACCCGAAGUCAGAUCCAUCAAUCCUAAUGGUGUCACCGCACUUGCCAAGGAUGUCGAGUACCUUACACACUUCGUGGAUAGUCUGAACGUUCCUAUCCUACGUGAGAACCUCGACGAGCUACAACAAACGGUGCAGUUGAUGCAAGCCGAGAAUGCGGAUGAAUUCUACGACAUCUCAACCAGGAAUAAGAAGUAUGGGCGGGUCGAUGCCAUGCAGGGGCCUAUUUUGCUUGAGAAGUUGACUCGAACGGUACAAGUGCCGACCAAGGUGGACAAAUUCGUGAAUCUUUCCUCCCGAUUCAAGAAAUCCUCAUAA
Molecule: messenger RNA, 2322 nt
Organism: Penicillium daleae
Lineage: Eukaryota; Fungi; Ascomycota; Eurotiomycetes; Eurotiales; Aspergillaceae
Product: Rab GTPase-binding exocyst subunit SEC15
Exons: 9
Biological process (GO): Golgi to plasma membrane transport; intracellular protein transport; exocytosis
Cellular component (GO): membrane; exocyst
Source: RefSeq, a predicted model, not a curated record